Molecule: messenger RNA, 552 nt
Organism: Argiope bruennichi
Lineage: Eukaryota; Metazoa; Arthropoda; Arachnida; Araneae; Araneidae
Exons: 2
Coding region: 81-476 (131 amino acids)
Source: RefSeq, a predicted model, not a curated record
UACAUUGGAACUAUUGCAGUUGAUAUCAGAUAGGAGGUGAAUAAUUUACACUGACAGAGUUUCUGAUUUGGAUUUGUUAGAUGAAUGUGAUUUUGUUUCCAAUGCAUUUUAUCUUUGAGAAGGAGAAAUUAAGCAUCAAUAUUUUACGAAACAGUGCUGUAACUACUGAAGAGAAAUUGUGUAUUGCCUUACGUUUUUUUGCUUCAGGAAGUCAUCAACAAAUAAUUGGUGAUUUCAAUCAAACUAUCCAGUCAUCAUGUUGCCGGGCUAUAAAUGAAGUAUCUAGAUGUAUAGCUGAAAUGAGGCCAAGAUUCAUUUACCUACCAAAUAAUGAAUCUGAGCGACUUGAGAUUAAAGACUUGCAAAGAUAUGGAAGAAAUAAGGAACAGCCUUUUCCUCCUGAAAAAAAAAAAAAAAAGAAAGAAAGAAAGAAAGAAAAGCAACAAACAAAAAAAUCUUUUUCAUCUGUCUGGUGAUGAUUAUACAGGAUUGCUUUUUGUAUUUUUGAAACUUUCCUGUAUGACUCAUUUCCAUGAUUGUACACUGUUUUCA